Hippoglossus stenolepis (Pacific halibut) is the source of this 5297-nucleotide messenger RNA. RefSeq names its product AF4/FMR2 family, member 3 (gene aff3). Gene Ontology annotation, biological process: regulation of gene expression. NCBI's taxonomy places the organism in Eukaryota, Metazoa, Chordata, Actinopteri, Pleuronectiformes, Pleuronectidae. The transcript has 18 exons. Gene Ontology annotation, cellular component: nucleus; super elongation complex. The coding region runs from base 1140 to 4691 and encodes 1183 amino acids. The record is from RefSeq and is a predicted model, not a curated record.
GCAAAUUUAUAAAAAAAAAAAGAACGGAAAUACAACAUGUACAUAAGUAUUCACAGCCUUUGCUCAAUACUUUGUUGAAGCACCUUUGGCAGCAAUUACAGCCUCAAGUCUUUUUGAGUAUGAUGCUACAAGCUUGGCACACCUAUUUCUGGGCAGUUUCUCCCAUUCUUCUUUGCAGGACCUCUCAAGCUCCAUCAGGUUGGAUGGGGAGCGUCGGUGCACAGCCAUUUUCAGAUCUCUCCAGAGAUGUUCAAUCGGGUUCAAGUCUGGGCUCUGGCUGGGCCACUCAAGGACAUUCACAGAGUUGUCCUGAAGCCACUCCUUUGUUAUCUUGGCUGUGUGCUUAGGGUCGUUGUCCUGUUGGAAGAUGAACCUUCACCCCAGUUUGAUGUCCAGAGCGCUCUGGAGCAGGUUUUCAUCAAGGAUGUCUCUGUAAUUGCUGCAUUCAUCUUUCCCUCGAUCCUGACUAGUCUCCCAGUUCCUGCCGCUGAAAAACAUCCCCACAGCAUGAUGCUGCCACCUCCAUGCUUCACUGUAGGGAUGGUAUUGGCAAGGUGAUGAGCGGUGCCUGGAUUCCUCCAGACAUGACGCUUGGCAUUCAGGCCAAAGAGUUCAAUCUUUGUUUCAUCAGACCAGAGAAUUUUGUUUCUCAUGGUCUGAGAGUCCUUCAGGUGCCUUUUGGCAAACUCCAGGCGGGCUGUCAUGUGCCUUUUACUGAGGAGUGACUUCCGUCUGGCCACUCUACCAUACAGGCCUGAUUGGUGGAGUGCUGCAGAGAUGGUUGUCCUUCUGGAAGGUUCUCCUCUCUUCACAGUGCAACGCUGGAGCUCUGUCAGAGUGACCAUCGGGUUCUUGGUCACCUCCCUGACUAAGGCCCUUCUCCCCCGAUCGCUCAGUUUGGCCGGGCGGCCAGCUCUAGGAAGAGUCCUGGUGGUUCCAAACUUCUUCCAUUGACGGAUGAUAGAGGCCACUGUGCUCAUUGGGACCUUCAAUGCUGCAGACAUUUUUCUGUACCCUUCCCCAGAUCUGUGCCUCGAUACGACCCUGUCUCGGAGGUCUACAGACAAUUCCUUGGACUUCAUGGCUUGGUUUGUGCUCUGACAUGCACUGUCAACUGUGGGACCUUAUAUAGACAGGACAUGACUCAGUCGUGGCCGUCACAGCAAGCCUUAGGGGGUGACCAGGCCCGACAAAUCCUCUACAACCCAAAGGACGUGAAACAAUCGACUACACAGCAAAGGCAAAGUCGGGGGGAUGUUCAGCAGCGAUUGACCCGUCACCCUCAUGUGGCACCUCACAAAUCCAUGCUCGCUGAUGACCUGAAGCUGAGCAGUGACGAUGAUGACACUCAGAGGGCCACUCACGAGUCAGCGCCCUGGGACAGACACAGCCUGUCAGCACAGCGAGCGCACACACAUGGCAGGCGGGUGAGACAUUCCAGCUCGGACUCCUCGGGCUCAGACUCCACCGUCGGGUCGGGCAGCAGCAGCCCUCGUUCCCGCAGCCCGAGCCCGGACGUUCACCCAGAUCCUGCCUCGCCGGCCAACGUGCAGCCGCCGUGCAACAGCAAGGAGACUGAUCACCCCGCUGCGGCCCAGUGGCAGUUGGACAAAUGGCUGAAGAAGUCCCACAAAAAAUCUGACAGCAGUGAACAGGAUCCGUCCCGGAGCGCUAGGAGACGCUUGCCCUCUCCCCACACCGAGCGUGCCCCAUCCCCAGCCAGGUCCUGGGACAGCAAUCAGGAAUACAGCCCCAGUCAAAGCCCUAUUCCCAGCCCACAGUUCAAUUACAGCCACAACAACACCCCUCUUCCCAGCCCUGGUUACAGCUACGGUCCGAGCCCCAGCCCCUUCACCAGCACCUGCCCCAGCCCCAGCCCGAGGCUCAGCUCCAUCCUCAGUCCAGCUCUAAGUGUUUGCCUCAGUCCGUGUGGAAGCCCGAGAGGCAGCCGCAGCCCGAGCCCCCUUCCUACACAUCCUCCGAGAAGCCCAAGUCCCAGCUUACCGUCUCCUUCAAGGCACCGACACUACCCUGAGAUUCAAACACAAACUGUCCAAACAACCAAUCCCCACAGGACAAAAGCUAGGUCGUGGAUCCCCCCGUUGCCUAACACCAAGAACAAGCCCACAAACGGUUCUCACCCUCAGGCGACUCAUCAGCACAGGCCCAGGACCCGACCAACGCACGACCAAGAGCCAAGCAAAUCGAAGGCCUCUGCUACAGUUUUAAACUCUGACCUGAAUCACAGCCAAAAAUCGAGACCCAAGUCUAACGUUCAUCCGGUUUCUAAACCGAUCUCAGAGGCUCCCAAAGCCAAACACACUUCACAUUUUGAGCAAAUCCAGGGCAGCGGGUCCAACCACAAGACCAGGCCUCCGUUUCAACAUGGCUCACAACUUAACCCCACUAGAGCAAAGCACUUAGCUCCUGCUAGUCGUGAAACCAACGCUGGCCACUGCUCUCAGUCGCAAUCUACCUCUAAAGCUGCUGCUAAUUCUGCCAGUGGGUCGAACUCGAGGGCUGGUCCGAGCCUGAAACCAAGGGCCAAGCCGUGGGUGGCCACAGUGCCGACACCUGUGCAUGUGAAUCACACAAAAGCGUCAAGGAAAAUAUACCAGACCAAAGAACAGGAGGUGGACCAGAGACGAGAUCAUCCAACACAAACAGAGGGGAGAAAACACGAGAGGAAAGAGGACAGACAUCGGGAAAAACCGAAAGGAAAAGGGGAGAGAAAGGAAGACAGGAGGCUGGCGGAGGAGCAGCUGCUGAGACGUCCCUGGAUCCAGAGUUCAGCAGAAGAAGAAGAGGAGGAAGAGGAGGAGGGAGUGAUAGAAAGGCAGAGGAGGAGAGAGGAGACAGCAAAAGGGGAAAACAGGAGGAAGGAGCAGCAACAUCGACGUGAAUGGCAAACAGUGCAGGUCAGACAGAGACCACCCACUGAAGCCAAGCAACACCGACCUAAGGACGACUCAAACCGCCAGGGGGCGACGAAAAAGGGUGGGAGAGCUGAGGAGGAGAGAGAGUUACAAGCGGACCUUUCACCUCCUCCGUCACGUUGCCCGACUCCCCAUCGCCGGUCCUCCUCAUCCUCUUCCUCACAUUCAGAUUCUGAAUCCGAACGUCCGAUCACCAAGGUUCCAGCUGACUCCACCUCCCACAAGAGACUCGCCAAGAGAGGGCAACAAGGCGCGGGCAGACCCGACGCCAACAGGCCCAAGGCAGCACCCCCCAGAGGUGCCACUGCUCAUCCAAGCGAGGGGCAGCAGAGCGAGGCCAGAAAAAAACUCUACACCCUAGUCCCGUUUGGGCGAGGUGACCAGGCUACGGUUUAUUCCCAGCGAGGGCUCAGAAACCUGGUGGUGCAGAUCGACCUCGGUCUUCUCAAACGGGUCCCGGACAGCACGAGUGGUCCCUCUGUUAAAAAACCCUCUUCCUCUCCUUCCACCUCCUUGUUAACCAAGGACAAACAAAGAGACACCAUGAAACACCUGUACACACCUGAGACUGUGACAAAAGACAGCAAAAGGAAACGCAAGUUGGAGAACGGUGUGUCACACAGAGAAGGCAAGAGGAGUCUUCCCCACGCCGGAGGAGACCUAUCGGAUCGCACAGAGCCCUUAGCUCACACAGCUGGGCGCAACUUUGUGACCGAGACCACACACAAUGGGUUCUUGGAGGAGUACUUAGACAGCAAGAGGCCACUGUCUCCCCUGUCUCCCCUGUCUCCACUGUCUCCACUGUCCAACAGCCCAGAGUCCACCAAACCUCCUCCCAAAACUAAGACUUCAGAGCAGCAUCACAGCCACAAGAACAGAGACAAGACCAGAGAUUCUGCUGUGAAGCCCAAGAUGGAGGUGGAAUGUGUUAAAGUGUCCAGACAGACCCAGCCCCCGUCUGAGUGCUGGGGCCCUGCAGGACACCAGGGGACCGUGACUAAAUAUGAAACUCCACACCAUGCUGAGUACUACUUACACGAAGCUAAAAGGAUGAAGCAUCGAGCCGACGCAAUGGUGGACAAACUGGGGAAAGCUGUGAACUACGUGGAUGCUGCUCUCUCCUUCAUGGAGUGUGGGAAAGCCAUGGAGGAAGGACCGCUGGAGGCAAAAUCUCCAUAUACCAUGUACUCGGAGACAGUGGAGCUCAUCAGGUACGCAAUGAGGCUGAAGAGCCACUCUGGCCCUGGGGCGAGACAGGAAGACAAACAGCUGGCGGUUCUGUGUUUCCGAUGCCUUGCCCUACUUUACUGGCAGAUGUUUCGGUUAAAGAAGGACCACGCUCUGAAAUACUCCAAAGUGCUGCUCGACUAUUUCAAGAGUUCUCCCAAAGUGCCUUCUACACCGCCCUGCUGGAAUGACUCUGGGAAGGGUGCAGAAGGAGCCCCUCCGUCACUCUCACCCAACGCCAAACACCUUGCACGGAGUUCACAUGGGGGCAGCACUUCCCCCACCUUCAUAAGCAUUCCCCAGCGUAUCCACCAGAUGGCAGCAAAUCAUCUUACCAUUACCAACAGUGUGCUGUACAGCUACGAGUACUGGGAGGUGGCCGACAACCUCGCACAGGAGAAUAAAGAGUUCUUCAAUUACUUGAAUACUUUAUCUGGGCCAUUGACUCUUCACAGUAGCAUUGCUCACACGGUCCAGUUCACCAGACAGGCUCUUCAGUGGAUUCGCAUCAGUGCCAAACUUAACUAAAAAAAGAGGGAUUUUACUUUCACCUGCUCGCUGGAUCUCCAGGCUUCAUUUACCGCAGAAGACACAACUCUAUGGAUCUCAGCUGUGCAGCUGACAGGACAACACUGACGCCUGCUGCGCUGUGUGAAAUGGAGUUGGAUUAAAAACUCAUGGAGCCGGACAUUUGUCAUCCUCAUAGGAUGUUGUGACGCUCACCGUCUGGGCCUUAUUGUGUGAAAAAGCCUACUUGAGGUGCGAAAUCACUGGAUUAUUCUGACGCGGUGUGUGUGCUGUGGAUUUAAAGUCUCUAUUCAUUUGCCAAACUUUUCUCGGAUCUUUAAGAACUCACAUUCGAAGCCUUUUUCAACCUUUGGAAUGAAUCGUUAUCCAGAGGAUUGUUUCUCUGGGGCCAAGACAGGAGAAUACGUUUUAAAAACCGAUCAAUCAUUCACCACUUUCUCCAAGAAAAACACUUGUCGGUGUAAAAGGCUCUUAAUUGUAAAAAACUUUUUUACUUUAAUGUGUUUUUACUGUGCAAUAUUUGAUGGAUGUCAGUUUUUAGAAAAAGAAGAGAAAAUACAAGAGAAUAAAAUGUUGGUGAGUUAAGUUACAGACUUUUAAAAGUUA